Molecule: messenger RNA, 1892 nt
Organism: Hyla sarda
Lineage: Eukaryota; Metazoa; Chordata; Amphibia; Anura; Hylidae
Gene: ODAD4
Product: outer dynein arm docking complex subunit 4
Exons: 13
Coding region: 514-1758 (414 amino acids)
Cellular component (GO): cytoplasm
Molecular function (GO): protein binding
Source: RefSeq, a predicted model, not a curated record
UGCCACGCAUGCACCAGAGUCUGCGGAGUUCCUACAGUGCCAUAGGCACUUGGUGUGACGCCGUAUGGCGCCGAUAUUCUUCAUUACUGGUUUCGGUAUCCGCGCUGGUACCGGACAUCUGGACUAGUGCUUAUACUGGGGGCUUCUACCUGAGAUAAUGGAGGAAGAGAAAGACGUGAAUCAGAUUGGGAAAACAGGACCGAGAUCGACAGAAGACAAGAGCCAAGGUGACGCUCCGCAGAAGUAUGAAGGACAGGAUCCGGCUGAGGCGCAGGAGAGCGCCCCCCAAGUCCAAAUUGGAAACAGAAAAGUAGACGACAUGAGAUAUAUGAUCAGCUCCACCAACUGGCUCUGGACUUACAGCCGACCGAGAAGCACUGCCUCGUAGCGCGGUCGAAAUGUUUCUUGAAACUCGGGGACCCGGAAUCGGCUUUGAAGGAUGCGGAGGCCUCGCUACAGGAAGACAAAGAUUUCUUUAGAGGUCUAUACCAGAAAGCAGAGGCUCUCUAUGCUAUGGGGGAUUUUGAAUUUGCCCUUGUCUUCUAUCACAGAGGGUACAGGUUACGCCCCGAACUCCAGGAAUUUCGUCUGGGAAUCCAGAAGGCUCAGGAAGCUAUUGAAAACUCUGUUGGCACUCCGGCUUCUGUAAGGCUAGAAAACAAGGAGGGAAUGGCGUUUCUUAGCAAGCAAGAAGAGAGCAAAAAGGCGAAACAAAAAGCUCCAGCAAAGGUUCCCAAAAAAGACCAAAAGCAGCAGAAGAAGGUGGACCCUUCAAAAAGCCAGAAGACUGCCCGACAGCUGUUGGGGAAGCUCUACAAUGACAUGGAGUAUCUGGAGACACUGUUAAAGGAUGAAGGGUUGGUGAAAGGAAACACUAGGAGCGGGUUAAAACUGCAGGACCUGAUCCUGAACGCCAUCACCUACCUGGACACACGGACCGAGUUCUGGCGGCAGCAGAAACCAAUCUACGCCCGCGAAAGGGACCGCAGAAUCAUGCAACAGAAGUGGAACCGGGAACGGAGUAAACCUUCCGAUCGGAACCGGUACAUCCUGAAAAGCAUGGAAGAGAUUGAUCAGUUAUUCUCCAAUGGAAACCCAGAAGGAAGUUACAAGAAGGCCCACCAGGUAUUGAAGAACAUCCAGACCUGGAAAGACGACACGCCGAAUAUGCAGGAAUUGAUAGGAAACCUGCAUAGCUGCAUCGGCAACGCUCAUAUGGACAUGGGACAGAUGGAGGAGGCGCUGCAGAGUCACAAGAAGGACCUCAAAAUAGCCAAUGAAAACAAUUUACUAGAAGCAAAGUCCCGCGCGCUGGACAACAUCGGGCGAGUCUACGCGCGGAUUGGAAAGUUUAAAGAAGCUGUAACAGUGUGGGAGGAGAAGAUCCCAUUGGCCUCGUCCAGCUUGGAGAAGACCUGGCUCUUCCACGAGAUCGGGAGAUGUUACCUGGAGCUGGAAUUACUGGAAGAAGCCAGAGACUACGGCGUGAGGUCUCAGCGUGAGGCAGAGGAGGCCGCGGACGUGGAGUGGCAGCUCAAUGCCAGUGUCCUGGUGGCACAGGCCCAAGCAAAAUUAAAAGAUUAUCAGUCCGCUGUGAUCAACUUCGAAAAAGCCUUAGAGAAAGCGAGAACGGUCGACAACAAGGACGCAGAGCAGGCGAUCAUUUCUGCUCUGGAAGACGCAAAAAGAGGAACAACAGAGGAGGUUAAAUCGGAAGAAAGCGAGAAGGAAGAUUCCCCAUCUGAGGACAAUGAAUGAAGUGGCGCGGAGCGUCGUCAUGGAUAUAGUCCCGUAUCUCUUUGUGGCAUCUAGAGAAUUAACCCUGCGCUACUUGUCGCCAUUUAUUUAAUUUCUAGGAAUAAAAACAAUAAUAAAAUAUCUGCUUUUCUUGA